This is a messenger RNA of Porites lobata, 771 nucleotides long. The record is from the annotation of a GenBank genome assembly. NCBI's taxonomy places the organism in Eukaryota, Metazoa, Cnidaria, Anthozoa, Scleractinia, Poritidae.
AUGGUCAUCAUGAACAAAACAGAUAAAAUACAAGAGGGCCAAGUUCAGCUUGAUGAUAGAAAAAACUACAUGCCCCUCGAAACACCAAUGGUCCAAGAAACCUCUCGAAGAGUAGAAGAGAUAAUCAAUGAUCUCCACCAGGGAAAUCAUAUAGACGCAAUGACCAAGAAGUGGCUUUCUCAAACACCUAGCCCACCGCGUAUAUUAUUUUUUUACACUCUAGCAAAGAUUCACAAACCAGUUUUAACUGGUAGACCUAUAAUUUCGGGCUGCGAUGGCCCAACAGAAUGUAUAUCAUCAUUUUUAGACCACAUCCUACAGCCUAUCGCUAAGGUACAAAAAUCCUACCUCAAAGAUACCACACAGUUUAUCAACUUUAUAGAAAAGAGGAAAGUUCCAAACAACGCGAUCCUAGUUUCAAUGGAUGUUACCAGCCUGUGCACCAAUAUUCCUCAAGAAGAAGGAAUAAACACUGUAUGCAAAGCAUAUGAAGCCUCCUAUAAGAACGACACACCCAUUCCCACAAAUUCACUCAGAGGCUUGCUUAGACUUAUACUACAGGAGAACUCCUUCCAGUUCAAUGGAAGCAACUAUCUCCAGACUCAUGGUACCGCAAUGGGAACAAAAGUGGCAGUUGCUUUUGCCAACAUCUUUAUGUCCGCGGUAGAAACAGAAAUUAUCAAUAAAAGCAAGAGACAACCCCUCGAGUGGAAAAGAUACAUCGAUGACGUGUUCUCUCUGUGGGAUACAAACAGAGAGGAAAUAGACUAA